Messenger RNA from Pleuronectes platessa (European plaice), 1937 nucleotides. RefSeq lists its product as uncharacterized. The transcript has 7 exons. The record is from RefSeq and is a predicted model, not a curated record. Lineage: Eukaryota; Metazoa; Chordata; Actinopteri; Pleuronectiformes; Pleuronectidae. The coding region runs from base 126 to 1214 and encodes 362 amino acids.
UCCAAAGCUUAGUGUUACCAUGGUAACGUCAGAGCAGCAGGUGGAGAGGAGACGAGACCGACUGCAAGAGGUGUGUGGAUUGUUGUUGUUUCCAGCUGGUGGCGCAGUGCGAGGACGAGGAGCUGAUGGACAUCGUUCUUCCUCGUUUGACCAAAGUCUUGAGUCUGUGGGAGCUGCUGUUGGCAAAGGUGGAGCGCGGUGGUCCUGCUCGGACUCGGUUUCCAGACAUUUACCGAGAGUACGAGUCUCUGCAGGUUCAUGUGAAACAGGCCGCUCAGGAUUAUAUCAUCAGUCCACAAGGAGGAGCCACUUCACUUGAGGUCAGGAACAUUGAGGUUGCCAGGUCUCUCGGGAUCCUGGAUGAGGUGAACAAGAUGAGGAUGGUUCCUGGGGCAUCUCCCUGUCCCAGUCUGACCAGUAAGAAUGUUCGAUACAUCGAGAAUUCUAAGAUGUUACCGCCGUCGAAGAGAUUCAAGAUGGAGAACAGUGUUUCAGUUCACCAGAACGGAAUAGAGACGCUCAAAACAGGUGGAAAAACAGUGACCCCUGUGACCCCCGUCACCUCCUCUCAGGACUCCAGCUUGGUCUCUGUGCCUCCUCUGGGGAUUCCAGAUGGAACCAAACUCUUGACCACCAGUGCUGACCUCAGUGCUUCUGGCUCCACCUCUGCUAAGACACCCGCAACCAAGGCUCCCCCCACUGACACACCCAUGGAGGUGACUCCAGGAGACCAGGGGGAGGGGCCUCUGCCAGUGGGCCAGGACCAGGCCCUGAGUACAUCUGCCAUCGCAGCCCAGAUGAAGGAGCUGGAGGAAGCUCUGGGCUCGAGUCCCGAAACUGAGACAAAACCUCUGAAGUCCGACUCUGUCCAGACACCUGGUUCUACCUUGAUUCAGGCAACCGGGUCUGCAACAAUCCAGACUCUUGAGUCCAGCACAGUCCAGAUACAGGCCUCCUCUCAGCUACAGCAGGGGGACUUGUUUCAGUCCAGCACCACAGAGGCAUUUGAAGCCAAAGAACUGAAAGAGGGACAGGAGAUCUACAUUGAGACGGAGGGGCUAACAGUCCAACUUGCAGAACCCGCAUCAGACCAGAUCGUCAUUGUCAAUGGGCCAGAUGGGACCACUAUGCAUAUCCAGACUCAAGAAGGGGUCCCCCUGGAGGCGGUCCAGGCCCUGCUGGGAAUCGAGGCAUCAGACGGAACUAAACCCUGAAGAGAAUCUAGACUGAUCUGAGCACAGUCUAGAUUGUUAAGGCGGUAUUUGUAAGGUCGUAUGAGCUUGUAAGUGCUGCAGCUGAGGGUCACAGGAGUGUGGUGCCCCCCCUUCAGGACAACAUGGACAUUGUCAUACUGGGUAUAAUGAACAGCUGUUUGCGGUUCCAGGUGUUGCACCUGAGAUGAACUGAUCAGGAUCACACCUGAAUCAGUUCUUGUCAGAUGACACGUUCUCUCUUUCUCUGAUCAGAGGCAGAGCAACGCCGGUUCUGACUGAUCAAACUUUAGUUAUGGAAUCAUUUCAUGUACUAGAAGAGAACUCUAUAAAUACAGACCAUUGACCAUUUAUUUGUGAUGGAGUUGAUGAAACUGUGGCAUGACCCCUCUGAGCUGCCAUACUCCUCUCCGUUCUUUCAGUUCACACCUUUGAUGAUGUCAUCGUUGCUCGACAGAAGGUUGCUUGUUUUUAGAAAUGAAUUGAUUGUAAAUUUGUUAACUUUUGUUUUCUGUGUUUGGUUGAUGUAAAAUAGAAAACGGUUGUUUAUAUGUAGAUAAAUAUAAAAAAGUUUUAAAAAGUUGCACUAUUUUAUUACUUUUUAUAACUUCACAAACAUUUUCAAUCUUUAACUCAAAGUUAGAUGGACAAAAACCAGUUUGCAGGAAAUCAAACUAUUAAUUUGUCACAUUGAUCAUUAAACUUGUUUCUUGUUCCUCCAACAAA